GGAGCAGGAGAACGCCAUGUCUCGUCUGAAGAAGCAGCAGCAGGAGCUGGAACAGAUGCGUCUGCGCUACCUGGCAGCGGAGGAGAAGGAGGCCGUCAAGACGGACAAGAACGAGCUGGAGGACAUCAGGAAUGAACUCAACAAACUGAAACAGCAGGAGGCCAAGCAGCCAUGGCGAGGUGGCGAGGCCCCCGCGAGCGUGUUGUUGGUGGGAGCAGGUGGCGAGAGCGUUGACGACCACCUGAGCCGGCUGCUGGAGGAGCGCGACACGCUGCUGCGCACGGGCGUCUACACACACGAGGACCGCAUCAUCAGCGAACUCAGCCGGCAGAUCCAGGACGCCAUGAGCCAGAGACCGCCGUCUCACACGUCCGCCGCACACUGAGGGAACUGUCCAGUGGGUCAUUUUUUUCAGUUGGCCGUUUUCCAAACGUUAUCCUGCGAGUUCACAAAGUUGAUCUCUUUUCAUGAAUAUGUGUAAGUUAAUAAACUAAUAUUUAUUGGUCUAACCAGUGUAGUGUUUUUCAAUGACUGGUCAUUCAAAUGAUGGAUUUACAUUUAGAUGAUCCACCUCUUCAUGUAUGAAAGAUACACAUUUCCAAGCCAUAAUGAAUACUUGAUAGUAGUAUA
This is a messenger RNA of Engraulis encrasicolus (European anchovy), 630 nucleotides long. Its product is annotated as centrosomal protein of 120 kDa-like. Gene Ontology annotation, biological process: interkinetic nuclear migration; positive regulation of centriole elongation; centrosome cycle. Bases 17 to 385 code for a protein of 122 amino acids. NCBI's taxonomy places the organism in Eukaryota, Metazoa, Chordata, Actinopteri, Clupeiformes, Engraulidae. The transcript has 3 exons. Gene Ontology annotation, cellular component: centrosome; centriole. The record is from RefSeq and is a predicted model, not a curated record.